ACAAAAGAAUAAAGAAAAGGGAAAAGAAGAAAUAAUAAGGUGGAAAGCGACAAAAUGUAGCACACUAGCACUUAGGAACUUGAACCAAAUAAGCAAGUAGUGAUUUGGCUGAGGAAUUUGUGAUGAAGCUCACAUCUAUAUAACAUUGUCCUACUUUUUUCCAUUUGCUUACGAAACUCAAGUGUUAUCGAUCACUUAGUUUCUAUAAGCCCAACUCCUACAAUUCAGCUUCUACUUUUUGUUCAUUCAUUCUUUUAUCCUAAUGAAGUUAUUAAGCUGGGUGAACAACAAGCUCAAUGGGAGACAAAGUAGCAACAAUACAAACAUAUAUGCAACUAAUAGAAAUCAAACAGCACAAAUUGGAGCUGAGAAAGAGGAGUUCAGUGAUUGGCCACAAGGGUUCCUUUCAAUUGGGACUCUCUUUAUAAAACCAAUAAAAGAGGAUAAUAUAAAAGAUGAGCAAAAUGUAAAAUCUCUUCCAUCUCAAAAUCCCAUAUUAGACUUCACAUUAGAAGAGGUUAAAGAGCUUCAAAAGGAGCUAAAUGCAUUAAUGUCCUCAAAUACUCAAUCUUCAACGUCGAUUAAGGAGGAGGAAGAAGAAGAAUCGACGUCGAUUAAGGAGGAGAAAGAAGAAGAAGAAUGGGAUGAUGAUCAUCAACAACAAUUUAGCACAAUUGUGCCAAACAACAAAGCUAAAGAUAAGAUUUACUCGGAAAACUAUGGUAAUAAAGCAAUGGUAAAUAAGAAAUCAUUGUCUUUUCUACUUAAGAAGAUGUUUAUUUGUGGAUCAAUUGAUGGGUUAAGACCAACAUAUAGUCUUAGAUAUCCAACUAAUUCGGGACUUCCUAAGACAAGAUUGAGCAAGAUGUUGAGAGCAUUAAUAAGGAAGAAGAUAUAUCCCCAUAAUUCAUCAUGCCCAACAAUGAAAAGAGGGAAGAAAUACUUGGGAAGUGGACAAAUAGGAAGCAUCAGCAACUAUGAAGAAGAUGAUGAUUUUGACACUCAAGGAAAUAACACUAUCAAAUGGGACAAAACUGAUACUGAAUAUAUUGUACUAGAAAUUUGAGCAUAACUCAAUAUUCAUCUGUUCUAUUAAAUUUGCAAUAUUUGUUUUUUUAAUGUGAGAGUUUUUUAUAACAAGUGUUGCAAAUUCAAUAGAACUGAUCGAUUCUUGUGUAUCUCAUUGAUUUUCAGUACAAAGAAACCAUAUGCCAAAAGACCUAAAGAAUAUGCCAACUAAGGUUUUUUAGUUCCCAUUCUUAUGCUGAGAUGAAAAAUGGUCAUGUCAUCUCCAUUUUGAAGCAUCAUUGACCAUGAAGAUUGUUGUUUAUAUGCUAAGAGCCAAUAAGGUGUUCAUCAACAUUAUUUGUAUUGAAGAUUCCAAUAUUAUGCAAAAUGCAAUCAAUUAUUAUUAUAUUUCUUCCAUGAAACUCUUUACUAGGGCCUUGUCUUUGUCAAUCACAUCACAAAUAUUAAAUUCUAAUGAUUUGUUUUGAUUAUUGAUAUUUGACGGUGGCAAUGAGAAUGAUUAGUA
Amaranthus tricolor (Joseph's coat) is the source of this 1534-nucleotide messenger RNA. RefSeq names its product protein DEEPER ROOTING 1-like. The transcript has 5 exons. Gene Ontology annotation, biological process: gravitropism; regulation of growth. NCBI's taxonomy places the organism in Eukaryota, Viridiplantae, Streptophyta, Magnoliopsida, Caryophyllales, Amaranthaceae. Bases 263 to 1066 code for a protein of 267 amino acids. The record is from RefSeq and is a predicted model, not a curated record.